Xenia sp. Carnegie-2017 is the source of this 6111-nucleotide messenger RNA. RefSeq names its product laminin subunit beta-1-like. The transcript is spliced from 29 exons. Gene Ontology annotation, cellular component: laminin trimer. The record is from RefSeq and is a predicted model, not a curated record. The coding region runs from base 404 to 5740 and encodes 1778 amino acids. NCBI's taxonomy places the organism in Eukaryota, Metazoa, Cnidaria, Anthozoa, Malacalcyonacea, Xeniidae. Gene Ontology annotation, biological process: basement membrane assembly; substrate adhesion-dependent cell spreading; cell migration.
GUCCCCUCUCACACUGCAUCAGAAGCGAAGGGAAAAUUCCGUUACAUCUCUGGAUUUUGAAUCAAGUUGAUCGCUGCUCAAGCAACUAUAUCUAUUUUCUUCACCCACUGUCCUGUCGAUCGUGGGAGUCUUUGCAUAUUGUCAUAAUUUGUGGACUAGAAUACCGUCCCUGAAGGUGUACUGAGCGCAAACCAGACAUAGUCAUUGAUUGGGCUUCUUAAUCCCUUGUUUGUGUUGUUGUUACGGACGAGUUGAAAUUAUCUACAUAACAUACAAAUAGUCGUUGGCUGGUAAUCUUUACUCUGGUUUUACUCUUUUAUCACCGUAAAUCGCCCACUCGAAGUGUUGAUUAUCACUGAUCUGUGAUCGAAGUCUACGUUCUUCGUCGUUUUUUCUGUGGAUUAUGUCGUCUCUACUGUUGGUUUUUGUUGUCUUCCUUUGCCUUCCAGGUUUGAUAUCGAGUCAGCUUGACGAUAUUGAAGAAGAUAACUGCAUCAGUAAUGCGUGUUAUCCUUCAACUGGAGAUCUUCUUGUUGGUCGUGGUAAAAAGCUUUAUGCCAGUUCAAUAUGUGGUGAAAAAGGCCCACAAAGAUACUGCACAAUCUCGAAACUUGAUGGUCGUUCCUGCACUUAUUGCGAUUCGAGAUCUAUUUCACCAAAAAUAUACCAACACUUACCUGAGUUCAUGGAAAUUAACUUUAAUGAGAAAAAGCAAUCUUGGUGGCAGUCUAAAAAUGGGCAAGAAAGUGUUUAUUUGCAGCUGGAUUUUGAUGCACAAUUUCAUGUCACGCAUGUCAUAAUGAAAUGGAAAUCAUUUCGUCCAGCUGCCAUGUUGAUUGAGAAGUCUUUUGAUUAUGGACGAUCGUGGAAUGUCUCAAGAUACUACGCUAAGAGUUGUCAAUUGUCUUUUCCUGGUGUACCGACGAGGCCAACCAGAGACAUCUCUAUCCCUUAUUGCACCCCAAAAUACUCUAAACUUGAACCAUCUACUGGAGGAGAGGUUGUCUACAAAGCAUUGAGAGGUAAUGAAAACGCUGCAGAUGUUAAAACACAGAAUUUAUUGCGAGUGACCAACCUCCGUAUAAAAUUUACCAAACUAAAUACUUUGGGAGAUGAUAUUAUAGACAACAGCUUGGAAUCGACUUUGAAUUACUACUAUGCUGUUGAUUGGAUCACAAUUCGUGGCAGUUGUUCGUGUUAUGGUCAUGCUAGACAUUGUCUUCCUGGACCUGGUGAAGAUAGUGGUGUGUCAGGAAUGGUUCAUCGUAUAUGUAACUGUACACACAACACAAAAGGAGUUAAUUGUGAGGAAUGUAAAGAUUUAUACAACGAUCAUCCAUGGCGACCAGCUGAACAAGGAAAUCCCAACGAAUGUAGAAAAUGUGAAUGUAACAGCCAUGCAGAUAAGUGUAAAUUUGACGUUGCUGUUUGGGAAGCUUCUGGUCAAACUAGUGGUGGCGUUUGUAUUGACUGUAAACAUAACACCAUUGGUACCAAAUGUGAGAAAUGUAAACCAUUGCAUUAUAAGGAUCCUUCUUUACCCAUGAGUGAUCCAAAUGUUUGCAAAACUUGUGACUGCGAUCCUUCUGGGUCUGUCGGUCUUGGUGAAUGUCAAAUGGAGGAAGACCCUGUUCUCAACUUGCGAGCAGGUCAAUGUAUAUGCAAGAGAAAUGUCUAUGGAGCUCGCUGUGAUCGAUGUAAGAAUGGGUAUUUUAAUUUGAGAAAAGAGAAUCUUGAUGGAUGUGAAGCAUGUGCUUGUGACAUAAACGGUGCUAUUGGUUCAAGUUGUGAUACAAUCACAGGAAAAUGUCAAUGUAAAAGAUUUGUUGAAGGCGACAAAUGUGAUAAAUGUUUUGAUGAAUACUGGGGCCUGGCGUCUUCAACUGGAUGCAAACCAUGUGAUUGUGACCCGGGGGGUGCCUAUAGCAACCGAUGUGACCCUGUGAGCGGACAGUGCUCUUGUAGACCUGGGAUCGAGGGGAUGAAAUGCGACCGCGUCAUUCCUGGGUACUACUACGCACUUUCUGACAACCUUAAAUAUGAGGCAGAAGAUGCGCGAGGGAUUGGGUUGACGAAAAUAAGACUUCUUGAACGUUUUAACAACACUCCUGUCGUUUGGAGUGAUGUUGGUAGUGUGAAGAUAACUGAAGGAAAUGCAGUAGAGUUCACAGUCACAAAUAUUCCUGUUACUGGAAACUAUAAAAUUCUCAUGAGAUUCCAUCCUAGGACUUUAGCAUUUUGGGAGGAAGUAAAGGUUUCCAUUACUCGGGCUGAUGGUCAAAGGACAGUUAAUGGUGUUUGUGGAAAUUCUCUAUCGUUUAAUGGAUAUUCUGUGUUUAUCACGAUGCAGUCUUUUCAACAGACAAAACUUCUUGAUGAUAUGGUGUGUUUGGAGAAAGGUGUACAUUAUUUUCUUCGCGUUGACUUCAAUCGUCACCAAGGACGCGAUGAUCACAUAAACUUGGACUCUGUUGUUUUGAUACCAGAUAUGAGUUCUGUAGAUAUAUUUCAAGGAGGACGGGGACAGUUAAGGUUUAAUGAUUUUAUAAAUUACCGUUGUGAACAAUCGAAUCUUCUUGCGAGAUAUCCUCGACUGAAGGUCAACGAAGUGUGUAAAAAGUUACAUUUCUCUGGUUCUGCAAUCAUUUACGAUGGAGCCAUAUUGUGUGCCUGCAAUGAGAUUGGCACAGUGAAAAAUGUCAGCGGUAUUUACACGUGUGACAAUGCUGGUGGUCAAUGUCCUUGUAGAAUCAAUGUGAUUGGUCGUACUUGCCAGAAAUGUGCUCCUGGGACUUAUAACUUUGGCCCAAAUGGUUGUUCACCUUGUGAAUGCGAUCUCCGUGGAUCACAUGACAAUUUAUGUGACGUUGUUACUGGUCAAUGUAAGUGUAAUGGUCUUGGCAUUGGUCGAAAGUGUAACGAAUGUCCUGACGGAGAAUGGGGUUUUCCCACGUGUCGCCCAUGUGAAUGUAAUGGACAUGCAUCACGUUGUGAUCCCGUGACAGGCGUCUGCAUCGACUGCGCCCACAAUACCGCUGGCGUGAAUUGUGAACUUUGUAAGGCAGGAUAUUAUGGCAAUGCUACGAAAGGUACCUCAACCGACUGCCAAAAAUGUCAAUGUCCCGGAGGAAGCAGUGAAAAUGAUUUUAGUCCCACGUGCAGAGUAGAUGGAAGUACUAUACCUCCAUCGUUUAUCUGCGAUAAAUGUGAGCCUGGAUACGAAGGAAAUCAAUGUGAGUCAUGCAGUGAAGGUUAUUAUGGUAAUCCCCUUCUUCCUGGGGGAAAAUGUGAAAAAUGCAACUGUAGUGGAAACAUCAACGUUACUUUGUCUGGGGGAUGUGACAAAAAAACAGGAGAGUGCUUUGGAUGUCUUUAUAAUACCGCUGGCUAUUACUGUGACGUGUGUAAGCCAGGUUACUAUGGUAAUGCAAAGAAUCAGACUUGCCAAGCUUGCAACUGUAGCGAGAUUGGAACAGUUUUGAAUUCAGGCUCUUGUGAUUCUUUCACUGGUCAAUGUCAAUGUAAGCCAAAUGUUGUUGGUUUGUCAUGUGAUCGUUGUGCGCAAGAUUACUGGGACCUAAAUAGUGGUACAGGAUGUAAAGCAUGCAAAUGUUGUAAAGAUGGUUCAACAACAACUCAAUGCGAUGAGGUAAGUGGAGCUUGCUCGUGUCGUGGUGAUUUCGGAGGUCCCAAUUGUUGUCAUUGUGAAGAUGGUUUCUGGGGUGUACCCCCCGGCCAAUGUCAACCUUGCAACUGUAAUCCCAAUGGAGUCACACAGUCACAAUGCGAUAGAAAAACUGGGAAAUGUUAUUGUAAACCUGGUAUCACGGGACUCAAAUGCAAUAAAUGUGAAUUGGAAACAACUCGAUUAUUUCCGGAAUGUAAAGCGUGCCAUGAUUGUUACUAUAGUUGGGAUAAAAUCAUUUCUGAACUCGAAGAUUUUGCUCGACGUUUGAAUAGAACUAUUAGGAAAGAUGGAGACGAUGCUAUUGUAAGUGUUGAUUAUCAGAAGGAAAUUGAUGCACUUAAAGAAAUCUUGCGAAAAAUUGAAUACAUUCUUGGCAACAAAACCACUUUCCUUUCUCAUGUUGAAAAUGUUCAAAAUGAAAUGGAUGAACAUGAAAAGAAAGUCGUGGAAAUGAUGAAAAUUAUUGAAGAAUUAAAAGAAAACCUGAACGUCACUCGGUUACGUAUGAACAAUGCAAAUAUUGAGAUAGAGAAACUUUGGAAAAAUUAUAGAAAAUUGAAAGUUUUAUUUGACGGUCAUUUGGACGAGUUAACGACGACUAUUGAAGGACCAAAGGCUGAUGAUGCAUUGAAUAUUACAAAUCAUUACUAUAGAAUAUCCAAUAAAACACUUGAUGACGCUAAAGAUGUAAGAAAAAUUGUUGACGAGUCAGCAAUAAAACGUGAAGAGUUUAAAAGGAAGACGUCUGAAUAUGAAACAAGAAAUAGGAAAAUUUUUGAGAAAUUAGAAGAUUAUCGAAGGGAAUAUGGCGAUUUGAAUGAUAUUAUUGCUUUGAUUAAUGCUAAGCUCUGUGGUAGUAACUCAACGUUAUGUGGUGGUUGUACAAUCAUUGGUUGUGAUGGUUGUGGUGAUAAUAAGGGAUGCGAUGGUGCUGUACCACUUUCUAUGGUUGCCUUGGAGAAGGCAAAAUUGGCUGAAGAUGCAUUAAGAUUAAAAGAAGAAAAGGCAAACGCAACGCUGGCCGAAGCAAUUGAGGCUCAAAGUAAAGUCGACAAUGCCAUGAACGAAGCUAAAAUAGCUCUGGAACUUGCCAAAUCUAUUGAAUUGCAGACUUUCAAUAAUACUGUCGUCGUGGGCGGUUUAAUAGAGGAAAUCUACAUUUACCUGAACCGUAGUGCAGUCUUGGAUACGGACGAGAUUCGAAGAAUUGGCGAGUUUGUUUUAGGACGAAAAUUAAAUAUAUCAGAAGAAGGAAUAAUCAUGCUUGGUGAAAGGAUAAAGGAAGCUGUAAGAAAACUUACUGGCAUUGAUCAAAUUCUUGAAGACACAGAAAGAGAUUUUGCAAUGAUUGAAGAUCUUAAACAACAGGCAAUACAAGCCAACACAUCUGCUACUGUUGCAUCGCGAACUGCGCAAAAUAUAACUAAAUGGUUGAAGAUGGUCGGCGUUAUUCAAAAUGGUUGGAAAACAUCUUUAAAUAAAACAAAAGAUAAAUUGGAUUACAUCGACCUUAAAUUAUUAGAGAUUGAAGGUCUAAUAAACAAGACGAUGAAUAGGUCCUUUGAGUCUGUUCGCAUAACGAACGAAGCGAGUAAAAGACUUGGACCUUUGGAUAUGAAAUUCAGUGAAAAUGAGAAGUCAUUGUUAAACAGUGAAAAAGAUAUCAAUGAGACAGCCAAACUUGCGUCCGACACAAAAACUAACUCAAAUAAUGUGAAGAUUUUAUCGGAGGAAGUAAAUGAGCAGUUUAAUAAAACUUUGAAUGACACUUUAAAGUUUCACAAAAGAGCAAAGAAAGCUUUUGAUUCUGCCACGACAAUUAAACUGUCACUUAUAAACACUCUCCGUCGAUUGCAAAGUUAUUACAUAGAAAGAAAUGACUUGGACGAUGUUAUAGAAAAAUUAAAGAUACUGGAGUCGAAAGUGGCAGAGAAGUUUUGUCAGAUUAAACUAGACAGUAAGCGACUCUCGGAAUGUCAAAACCAAGGACAAGAUGUGAGGUCAACGAACACAAUUGAAGGUUACUGUGACCAACUUGAGAAGGAAAAUUAAAAAUAUAUAUUUUGAGAAGAAAAAGGAAAUUUAGAUAAAGUAUGGAGACGGUUUUUUUUAAAUUGAUACGUAAAUUAACGACGUGUCUCCAUCAAUACGUUUGAAUUGGGGGGUAUUUUACCAUCAAGGUAAAACGUUAAUCUAUAUUCUGUUACAUUAUGUUUAUAUUAGUACAGAAGACGUUUUGUUUUCAUGAAAAAAAUGGUAUGUAUAUUUAAAAAAUUGGUUUGCUAGCUAUACUUCACCUCUCAACUGAGUACACAAACAUCAUUAAUGUUGAAGAGUGAAGAUGUUUUAUUAUUUUCCUAUCAUUUGUAACAGCUUUUUAUACUUUAUCAUAAAGUGAAGAAUUAAUAUAUACAAUGUUUUCA